AUGACGCCGGCGGACGACUCCCCCCACGAGACGCGGCUCUCGCUGGAGACGGCGGCGCCCUCCGCGGAGGCGGGCGAGGGUGACCCCGACGCCGCUCCCUACGUCGGGCAGCGGUUCCCGACCCACGACGCGGCGUACGAGUUCUACAGCGGGUUCGCGCGGCGGUGCGGGUUCUCGAUCCGGCGGCACCGGACGGAGGGGAAGGACGGCGUGGGCAGCGGGCUGACCAGGCGGUACUUCGUGUGCCACCGCGCGGGGUCCGCGCCGGCGAAGCCGCUCGCCGGUGCGACCAGGCCGCAGCGGAACAGGAGCUCCUCGCGGUGCGGGUGCCAGGCGUAUAUGCGCAUAGGCAAGGGCGCGGACGCCGGAGGUCCGCUGCCGCAGUGGCGAGUCAUGGGGUUCUCCAACCACCACAACCACGCGCUCCUGGGGCAGGAUAAGGUGCGCUUCCUGCCGGCGUACCGCUUCAUCUCCGGCGCCGACAGGGACCGGAUCCUGAUGUUUGCCAAGUCCGGGAUCACUGUGCAGCAGAUGAUGAGGAUAAUGGAGCUGGAGAAGUGCAUCGAGCCAGGGAACCUGCCUUUCACGGAGAAGGAUGUGAGGAACCUCAUACAGUCCAGGAAGGUCGAGCAUGACGAGGACGAGAGCGUCGAUCUACUUAGGAUGUGCAAGAAUUUCAAAGAGAAGGAUCCCAAUUUCAAGUGUGAGUUCACCAAAGAUGCGAACAAUCAUGUGGAGAACAUUGCCUGGACGUAUGCGGAUUCGGUUCAGUCUUAUGAGUUAUUUGGUGAUGCUGUUGUGUUUGACACCACUCAUCGAUUAUCUGCACUCGACAUGGUGCUUGGGAUAUGGGUUGGUUUGAACAAUUAUGGAAGGUCUUUCUUCUUUGCUUGUGUGCUUCUAAGGGAGGAGAAUCAGAUAUCAUUUGCAUGGGCAUUGCAGGUGUUUCUCAACUUCAUGAACAGGAAAGCUCCUCUGACGAUACUCACAGAUCAAAAUGUAUGUCUCAAGGAAGCAAUUGAAAAGGAACUACCUAGCACAAAGCAUGUCCUCUGCAAAUGGCUAAUAGAAGCCAGGCUCCCAUCUUGGUUUGGUGCAAAUCUAGGAGAGCGAUACAAGGACUGGAAAAAUGAAUUUGAUAGGCUAUAUAACAUGGACAGCACAGUAGCAUUUGAUCUUGGGUGGAAUGACAUGGUGAACUGCUAUGGACUUCAUGGAAAUGAGCAUAUUGCUAGUCUGUUUGCAUCAAGAAAUCUCUGGGCCUUGCCGUUUUUGAGAGGGCGUUUUACUGCAGGACUGAUUACUUCCCCAGCUGUUUCAAAGUCAACUAAUGCCUUCAUUCAGCGAUUCUUGAGUGCUCAAAGACACCUUGCAAACUUCAUUGAGCAGGUUUCAAUUAUUGUUACCUACAAAGACCAAGCUGGUGAACAAGAAAUGAUGCGGCAAAGUUUGCAGAGCAUAAGCCUGAAGACAGCAUCUCCAAUUGAAGGCCAUGCUGCUGCAGUUCUCAGCCCAUAUGCCUUCUCUAAGCUACAAGAUGAGCUUGUUGCGUCUGCUCAAUAUGCAUCCUUCCACCUGGAAGGGAGUAUUUUUCUUGUCCGUCACCAUACCAAGGAGGCGGGUGAUUGCAGUGUUACAUGGAACCAAAGGGAGGAGCUCAUUUCUUGCUGCUGCCAGAUGUUCGAGUCCUCAGGGAUCCUCUGCCGGCAUGCCCUUCGCGUGCUCACAGCACUGAAUUAUUUCCAGAUCCCAGACCUGUACCUUCCUGUCCGGUGGCGCAGGACUCAGCCACCACCGUCCAACAACUUGAAUGGAGCUCCUCAUCACCCUGAGGGCGUAGCAUCUGAGAGAGUGGGAGCAUUGCAAUCCAUGGUCUCAACGCUGGUGAGUGAAGCAACAAAAUCUCAUGAGCGGAUGGAUCUUGCAACGCAGGAGGUGUAUCUCCUACUGUCCAGGAUAAAGCAGCAACCAGUCUCGAUGCAUGUUUCAGGUGAAAGUGUUAGUAGGCUGCAAUAA
Miscanthus lutarioriparius is the source of this 2016-nucleotide messenger RNA. The record is from the annotation of a GenBank genome assembly. NCBI's taxonomy places the organism in Eukaryota, Viridiplantae, Streptophyta, Magnoliopsida, Poales, Poaceae.